AUGACUUACAGUGCACAGUUCGCGUUUAUUUUCGCCUGCAUAGCUUACGCCAGUGCAGGCAUCCUCCUUGAGCAUGCACCAGCGUGCCCUGAACAAUACGGAGUUCAGGCGUACGCGCAUCCAGAACUAUGCGACCAGUUUUUCCUCUGCACCAAUGGUACUUUGACCGUGGAGACAUGUGAGAAUGGACUGCUUUUCGACGGCAAGGGUGCUGUGCACAAUCAUUGCAACUACCACUGGGCCGUGAAUUGUGGCACUAGGAAGGCUGAUUUGAUUCCUCUAUCUACUCCGGGCUGCGAGUUCCAGUUCGGCGUCUAUCCUGACUCUGACGAGUGUUCCACGAGCUACGUCAAGUGCGCCUUUGGUAUUCCCGAGCAGGAACCCUGUUCUCCCGGUCUGGCAUACGAUGAUCGCAUCCAUGGCUGCAACUGGCCUGAUUUACUCAUACCGUUCUGCAACCCUGAAGCUGUCGUUGGUUUCAAGUGCCCCACCAAGGUACCAGCAAAUACUCAAGCUGCGAGGUUCUGGCCGUUCCCACGGUUCCCGGUGCCCGGUGACUGCCACCGCCUCAUUACCUGUGUCGAAGGACACCCCAGGCUCAUCUCUUGCGGUGAGGACAAGCUCUUCGACGACCAAAAUUUAACUUGUGAAGAGCCAGAGGCCGUGGCUCACUGUGGUGGUGGACGUGCGUGA
Molecule: messenger RNA, 693 nt
Organism: Arctia plantaginis
Lineage: Eukaryota; Metazoa; Arthropoda; Insecta; Lepidoptera; Erebidae
Source: the annotation of a GenBank genome assembly